This is a messenger RNA of Neohortaea acidophila, 1169 nucleotides long. Its product is annotated as GPR1/FUN34/YaaH-class plasma membrane protein-like protein. Bases 122 to 967 code for a protein of 281 amino acids. NCBI's taxonomy places the organism in Eukaryota, Fungi, Ascomycota, Dothideomycetes, Mycosphaerellales, Teratosphaeriaceae. The transcript has 5 exons. Gene Ontology annotation, molecular function: acetate transmembrane transporter activity. Gene Ontology annotation, cellular component: plasma membrane. The record is from RefSeq and is a predicted model, not a curated record.
AUCUUCUCUUCCUCUGCUCUCGUGUCUCUUGAUCCCGAGUCGUUUCUGCCGGUCACUUCUAUUCUUCCAUCACCCCAGCGCAACAACAUCUCAACUCCUUCCACGUCGUUGAUCCAUCAUCAUGUCGGACGGCCAAGACCACGCCAACAACAACGGGGGCUACCACCUCGACAGCAACCAUGACCCCGAAGAUGCGUUGAGGAAGAUCCGCACCACGGGCAGCUUGUCCAUCUCGCCCGAGCUCUUCGAGAAGAUCUAUCUCUCCCCGCAGAACAAGGUCGCCGGUGAGCUUCGCAAGACUGUCGGUAACCCGACCCCAGUCGCGCUCGUCGGCUUCUUGCUCUCCCUCUCCCCAUUGUCCUUUGAUCUCAUGGGCUUGAGAGGCUCUGGUCCCAGCACCGGCUCCGCCGGCAUUGGCUUCUACAUCGGCUUCGGCGCCGUCUGCAUGUACCUGGGCGGUGUCGGCGAGUGGGUUCUCGGAAACACCUUCCCCGCUACUGUCUUCAUCUCCUUCGGUGGCUUCUGGACCGCCUUUGCCUUGACUCUGACCCCCUACACUGGUGCCAUCUCGAACUACUCCACCAAUGGCACUCUUGCCGGUGGCCUCAAGAGCGCCGAAUUCGCCUCCAGCUUGGCCUUCAUCCUGGUCUUCAUGGGUGUGCUCUGCUUCGUCUACCUGCUCAUCGCCCUCCGCACCAACUUGGUCUUCGUCCUCAUCUUCCUGCUCCUCGUCCCAUCCUUUGGCUGUCUCUGCGGCUACUACUGGAACGCCGCCAAGGGCAUCAUGAAGCCGGAGUUGCUCGUGACCGCCGGUGCCCUUACGUUUGUCAUUGACGUUCUCGGCUGGUACCUGGUUAUCGCCAUCUUGCUCGCCGCCGUCGACUUCCCCUUCUCCCUUCCCGUCGUCGACUUGUCCCACCUCAUCAAGGGUGCCAGCGACCGCGCCCGCGAACGGUCCGAGGCUUAAAUCGCGCAAAGCAUCAGAACGCGGAAAGCAGAGGCGUGGCGUCUGUUCUGUUUGCCUUGUGUUUGCGCGUGCAGUCUCUUUUGAAAUACCCCCCGAGUCGAGUGAGAAUUGCGCGGUCGCGACUUCACACUUUUGGCGAUGCCUUCGCACGGAAGCACGGAAGGAGGAGGCCCUCUACUCGCGCGUUCGCUGGUUGGAUGUC